Messenger RNA from Stereum hirsutum FP-91666 SS1, 672 nucleotides. RefSeq lists its product as uncharacterized. NCBI's taxonomy places the organism in Eukaryota, Fungi, Basidiomycota, Agaricomycetes, Russulales, Stereaceae. Bases 1 to 672 code for a protein of 223 amino acids. The transcript has a single exon. The record is from RefSeq and is a predicted model, not a curated record. Gene Ontology annotation, molecular function: nucleic acid binding.
AUGUCCUUCAUCAAGGUCUUCCCUCCAUCACACCCAUCCACCACCGCCACCUUCGAGGUCUUCGGCUCCGCCAACCUUCGGGUCUCCGAUGGCAGCGUCUAUGUCAAGCCAGGAGUCAAGUCUUGCCCAGGGGCCCUCGCCAAACAUCGCAUCCAGGACUACGAGGUCGAUCAUCUCCCCUCUUUCUCCGCCCAUGCCCAGUCUCUACAUACGUUCUUGAAGGGAUGCGACCUUACAGGGUACAACAUCCAACAUUUCGAUAUCAGUGUCCUCAAGCUUCAGUUCUCGGAAUGCGGUAUCAACUGGAAACUUGACGAGGAGGACGUCAAGGUAGUCAAUACGAUGGUGAUAUAUCAGACUUUAAAGAGGGAAGCCAAUCAGAGGAGAGCCAAUCAAGGUUCACAGAGAGCCAACAAUCGGGGUUCACGGAACAGAGGAAACCGAGGCUCGCAGAGGCCCAAUCAGAGUUUCCAGACGGCCCCAUCUCAUACUACACAGCAGGACGCGUAUCUGGAGUUCGUAGGAAGGAGAAUGCAGGGAGCGCAUAACGCGGAGGCGGACACGAUCGGAGCCCUCGAGCUGCUGCUCGCGAUGGUGCGCAGGGGGGAUCUGAAGGCGAAGGUGGAGCAGAUCUUACGACCUCGUUCGACCUCGUUCAGGGGUCGCUUUUGA